AGGUCGACGGAGCAGCGGUAAGCUUUGCUUCAUUCACUCUCUGACAAAAUACAUUUUCCUUCUCCUUUUCCCUUCUUUCACUUUCACGCCACCCAAACAAGCGUAGAUCCCAUCUAUUAUAUUCCCCUCCACCCAUCUGCCCAGAACCAGUACCACUUCUCUCGCGUCACUCAUGGCGGCUCUGCCCCACCCCCUCCUUCUCCUCCUCCCACUUCUCCACCUCCUACUCCCUCACUCCGCCUCACUUCAGCAGCAACAACAAAUCAGCGCCGUCGAUCUCGCCGCCCUGCUCGCCAUCAGGAGCAGCCUCACCGACAUCCACGGCACCAGUUUCUUCUCCUCCUGGGACUUCGCUUCUCCUGACCCUUGCUCCUCCUUCUCCGGCGUCGUCUGCUCUCUCCGCCGCGUCACCUCUCUCUCCCUCGGCACCGGCCUGUCCGACUCCGCCGGCCUGGCCGGCUCUCUCUCUCCUUCCAUCGCGAAUCUCACCGAGCUAACCCAGCUCCUCCUCUUCCCUGGCAUCGUCACCGGCCCCAUCCCUCCCCAAGUCGGCUCCCUCGCGAACCUCCGAGUCAUUUCCCUGACUCGGAACCGCUUAAACGGCCCUUUCCCCGCCUCCCUCUCGUCCCUUCCCAACCUGCACACUCUCGAUCUCAGCUACAACCAGCUCACCGGCUCAGUCCCUCCGGAUCUUCCCCGGUCGCCCAUGCUCAAAGUCCUCGUCCUCGCCGGGAACCGGUUCUCUGGCGAGUUCCCCGACGUCGAGACCCAGCUCCUGCACCUGGAUUUGAAAACGAACGGGUUCACGGGCAGGCUGCCCGGGCUACCCCCGUCAAUCCGUUAUCUGUCGGUUUCGAAGAACUACAUGUGGGGCCCACUCAACGGCCUCCGAUCGCUGUCAGAAUUAGUGUACCUCGACUUAAGCGUGAACCGGUUCGGUGGGCCCAUCCCUCCCUCGCUCUUCUCUCCUCGCCUCUCAUCAAUGCUCUUGCAACGGAACAAUUUAUCCGGCGGACUCCCGAACGUCGACGGCGGGUCGGCCUACGGCGAGGGAUCCGUGGUCGACCUGAGCCACAACUUCCUGACGGGCGAAUUGACGUCGGUUCUGGCCGGCGUGGAGAGCCUGUUCCUGAACAGCAACCGGCUGACGGGGACGGUGCCGGAGGAGUACGUUAAGAGCGUGUACGGCGGGAGCACCAGAACGCUGUACUUGCAGCACAAUUACUUGACCGGGUUUCGGGUCGAAUCGGGGCGGGCAUUGCCCGACUCGGCGUCGCUGUGCUUGUCGUACAAUUGUAUGGUGCCGCCGGCGGGAGUGAUGACGUGUCCUGCCAGCGCCGGGAGAGAGGUAUCGAGACCGGUGGACCAAUGCUCGUCCUUCAAGAACGUGAGCUUGGUUGGUUAAUUUUAGUUUUAUUAAUAUAUAAAUCUGAAUUUGUUUAUGUAUAUGUUUUUAAAGCUAUGCAUCUAAUAUUAUAUUCAAUAGGAUCGAAUAAUAUAUAUAUAAAGUAACUUUCAAUA
Molecule: messenger RNA, 1521 nt
Organism: Malania oleifera
Lineage: Eukaryota; Viridiplantae; Streptophyta; Magnoliopsida; Santalales; Ximeniaceae
Product: leucine-rich repeat receptor-like serine/threonine-protein kinase BAM2
Exons: 1
Coding region: 173-1405 (410 amino acids)
Molecular function (GO): protein binding
Source: RefSeq, a predicted model, not a curated record